Messenger RNA from Solanum verrucosum, 873 nucleotides. Its product is annotated as transcription factor DIVARICATA-like. The transcript is spliced from 2 exons. The record is from RefSeq and is a predicted model, not a curated record. Bases 16 to 873 code for a protein of 285 amino acids. Gene Ontology annotation, molecular function: DNA binding. Lineage: Eukaryota; Viridiplantae; Streptophyta; Magnoliopsida; Solanales; Solanaceae.
AAUGAACAAGAAAACAUGAGCAGGGAAAUGGGAUUUCUUUCUCCUGCUUCUGAAGCAACAACAUACCUUAGAAACUCAAAUUGGUUAUUUGAGGAAAACAAGGAAACAAAAUGGACUACUGAAGAAAACAAGAUGUUUGAGGACGCGCUCGCGUUGUUUGAUAAGGAAACUCCUGAUAGAUGGUAUAAUGUAGCAGCAAUGAUCCCCGGAAAGACGGUGAAUGAUGUGAUCAAACAGUAUAGAGAAUUGGUUGAUGAUGUUACUGAUAUUGAAGCUGGAUUAGUACCAGUACCUGGCUACUUGACUACAAUUCCUAGUACUAAUUCAUUCACAUUGGAUUGGAUUAAUCAUGAUCAAGAAGAAGGCGUCCUCCAUGACUUCAACAAACCAUUCUAUGGUCCAUCUCAUGGCAAGAGAAACACAUCAAAUCGAUUUUCUGAAUACGAAAGAAAAAAAGGAAUCCCAUGGACCGAGGAAGAACACAGGCAAUUUCUGUUGGGGCUGAAAAAGUACGGAAAAGGUGACUGGAGAAAUAUAUCUCGCAAUUUUGUGACUACAAGAACUCCAACACAAGUAGCGAGUCAUGCUCAGAAGUAUUUUAUCAGACAGCUUUCUGGGGGUAAAGAUAAGAGAAGAUCAAGUAUACAUGACAUUACCAUUGUCAAUCUUACAGAAAUGAAAUCUAUAUCGCCUGAGAAUCAUACAUCUUCCAAUUCCCCUGAAAACUCUGUUCCUUCUCCACAAAAACCGUACAAUUUGUCAAAUCAAAAAGCAGAUAUAGGAUUCAAAACAUAUGGACUAAAGUUGCAUGAACAUGGAAUGCAUAAUGUUAUUCUGCAGGGACUUCAGUUUGGUCAGUACAAUACUAUGUGA